Messenger RNA from Erigeron canadensis, 770 nucleotides. RefSeq lists its product as uncharacterized. NCBI's taxonomy places the organism in Eukaryota, Viridiplantae, Streptophyta, Magnoliopsida, Asterales, Asteraceae. The record is from RefSeq and is a predicted model, not a curated record. The transcript is spliced from 3 exons. Bases 151 to 603 code for a protein of 150 amino acids.
AAAGAUCACAUAUCAAUUUCUUUGUAACAUAUAUGACACAUAAUAUUGCAAUGUAACUUGAUUUUUAUAUGAUUCAAUUCAGUGUUACCAUCUCAAUCUAAAGCUCACAUAUUUUUAAAGAUUUGACCAUUAGUUUACUCAUUUCAAUCCAUGGAAACUGCCAACCUGAUCCUAGAUUGUCUCUUUUAUUUGUCAACGCCAACUUGCACCACUUUAUUAAACACCAUCAACUUCUUCUAUGUCGCUUCCAUUUAUAAAAGACAUCAUUUACGGCAACAAUAUAUACAACAGGAGAAAGAAAAAGAAGAACCACAACAAUCCAAAAAAAAAUUGAAAAUGGUUCGGCUUUCGGCUUUUCUCAAGGUUUUCACCACCGUAACUCUUGUGUUUCUGUUCUUCCAAACUGGAUCAGGUAGAGAACUGACCAUGAAAUCUUCAAAUGCUGUUGAUCAUUAUGCUACAACAACUACUUCUAAUAUGUUUCAGAAAUCUAGGGAUAUGGUGGAGUUGGACUAUGAAGAUGCAGGCCCAAACACCAACAAAAGAUCUGGACUUCCUCAGCCUCUCCCUUCUCCAGACCCUCCAGUACCAACUAGAGGCUAAAUUUCAACUCAAAGUUCAUUAAUCUAAUGAAAAAUUAAGAAAUUUUAAGGAGUCAUUUUAAAUUAAGUUGUUUGUUUUUGUCUAUCAUUAACAAAGGGAGUAGUGUGAUCGUAUACAUAUUUGAGCUAUAUUAAGUGUUCAAUAAAGUGACAUAUAUUUGUUUCAAA